This is a messenger RNA of Cataglyphis hispanica, 8288 nucleotides long. RefSeq names its product steroid receptor seven-up, isoforms B/C (gene svp). Gene Ontology annotation, molecular function: nuclear receptor activity; zinc ion binding; RNA polymerase II cis-regulatory region sequence-specific DNA binding. The record is from RefSeq and is a predicted model, not a curated record. Gene Ontology annotation, biological process: anatomical structure development; regulation of transcription by RNA polymerase II; cell differentiation. Lineage: Eukaryota; Metazoa; Arthropoda; Insecta; Hymenoptera; Formicidae. Bases 1549 to 2901 code for a protein of 450 amino acids. The transcript has 4 exons.
UCGCCUUAGUCGGCAGUCGGUCUCUGGUCGGCCCCAAGAAUAGUCGUAUCGAGGCGGUAGUCGAGUAUCACCUCUCUUCUUCUUCUUCUCCUUCUCCUCCUACUACUACUACUACAGCACGGGCCGCCGCUCUGCUGCUCCUGCUGCCGUUGCUGCUGCCGUUGCUGCUGCCGCCGCCGCCGCUGUCGCCGCCGCCGCUGCUGUUGCUGCUGCUGCCCGGCGCUGCGAGCGCGCGACGGAGGGACGACACCAUCACGCACACCAUCGCGCAACACGCAUUCGCGAGAAGUACACGCGACGAGCGAACGUAUACACGAGAGUCGCGCGCAAACGCAAGUGUCGCUAAGGACAUACACGUUAUAUCGAUUACAUAUGCGUACGUACGUACGUACGUACGUACGCACGCACGCGGACAAGAGUGAUCUUUGGUGUAUACUCUGAUACGCGCCAGAGCGCGAAACAUCAGGCGGUAUUCCAGAGAACGCGGCCACUCUAAAUUUUCUGGGUUGGGACUUACCUGUCUCUCCUACCUUCCCAAUAAAUGGUGUGUCGUCGCUUUGAUGCUGAAGAGUUGAUGCUAGGAUAGACCGAUCAGUGUGGGUGUUUUUAACGCGAGACCUUUCGCCUCGGGAAAUCGCGACGUGCACGUGGAAAAGUGAAGUGCCUCUGAGUGCAUGACCGAGUGUGACCAAAAUUGUUACUGUUGUUGUAUCAUUCGCGAUCACCGUUUACGCGCGUUUACCAAAAGUUUUCGCGAUAUAAUAUCGUGGUUGUUGCCGCGCCAACAAUUUGUGAGCGAUAACGAGAUUGAUCAAAGCUGCGAAAUCUUCAUUUAAAAUAUCUUUGAAGAAAGCGAAAGAUUGGACAUACCUUUGAUCUCUGUAGAUUUUAGAGAAUUAAUCCAAUUGGAGAUUUAAAGAAUCAAAACGGAAGUGAUCGAGAAUACUACUUGGAAGAAUCAUAGUGCAUUGAAGUAGUAACUUUGAUAUCUUCAAAUAGCUACGGUGUAUAAUUACAUCCGAACAAUAACUGAAAAAUAUUAUGUCGAUCUAGCCGUGCUUUUCUGGAAGUAUGAUAGGUGUCGGACAUCUCCCGUACGAUUUAUUUCGCGAUUAUGCGCGCUCAUCUACAAAUAUAUUCAGGACAGAAAGAAGUGAAUGAAGAGCCGUAACUUACAAACGGCAAUUUCACGGCAAUAAUCAACGAAUAAAUAGUCGAGGACAUUGACUGUAUCAGAAUUUUGCAUCUUUCCGGACCGAGCUAAAUCCAACUCGAGGAACUUAAUCGGAUUAAACGAUUCUGGUCGGAAGUGUCGAGCCGACCCGGAAACAACCGGCCCCGUCGUCGUCGGUCGCGGGUCACGGGCAGGAAACCGGCAGGGUGGUUCGAGGCGGGACAGUAGGCGCGGACGCCCUGGCGACUGCCGGGGUGGUUUACCCGGCCGCGACGGCGACGUUGUUCCCUGGCCGGGUGCCAGCCGGACACCACCACCCCGAGUUCACCACCACGUUGGAGCUGGGGUUCCCGGCGCGCGGCACCACCGCCUCGAUGGCGUUGGUCGCGCCGCCGCCCUCCUGGGCCUCGCGGGACUCCGGGGCCGCCCUGGGCGCAGCCGGCGGCGGCGGUGGCGGCGGCGGCGGGCCCCUUGGGCCCCUUCAGGUUGGCCCGCCGCCGCCGAUGCCGCCCGCGCAUCUCACGCCCUCGGCUACGCCGGAGGACAUCACCUGCUUGGUACCCGCCGGCUCGGUCCUGACCUCGAGAGACCCUUUGCCGCCCAGCACCACCCCCGGCAGCCAGGCCAAUAGUUCGCAGUCCGGCAGCUCGCAAACGGACAAAUCACCGAACAUUGAGUGCGUGGUCUGCGGGGACAAGAGCAGCGGCAAGCAUUACGGACAGUUUACUUGCGAAGGAUGCAAAAGUUUCUUCAAGAGGAGCGUCAGGCGGAACCUAACGUACUCGUGUCGAGGGAACAGAAAUUGUCCCAUCGACCAACACCAUAGGAACCAGUGCCAGUUUUGCCGCUUGAAAAAGUGCCUGAAGAUGGGCAUGCGCCGGGAAGGUAUGCACUCCGUGCAAAGGGGGCGAGUACCGCCGUCGCAACCCUCGCUACCGGGUCUACCGGGCCAGUUUGCCCUGACGAACGGGGACGCGGUCGCGUGCGCCGGCUUAAACGGCACACACAAUUACCUCUCGUCGUACAUAAGCCUGCUGCUGAGGGCGGAGCCGUAUCCUGCCACGAGAUACGGCCAAUGUAUGCAGCCCAACAACAUCAUGGGCAUCGACAAUAUCUGCGAGCUCGCGGCGCGGCUGCUCUUCUCGGCGGUCGAGUGGGCCCGCAAUAUCCCGUUCUUCCCGGAUCUCCAGGUGACGGAUCAAGUGGCGCUGCUCAGGCUAGUGUGGAGCGAGCUGUUCGUCCUGAAUGCGAGCCAGUGCUCGAUGCCUCUCCACGUGGCGCCGCUUCUCGCGGCGGCGGGACUUCACGCCUCGCCGAUGGCAGCGGAUCGCGUGGUCGCCUUCAUGGACCACAUCAGGAUCUUUCAGGAGCAAGUGGAGAAACUCAAGGCGCUUCACGUCGAUUCCGCGGAAUACAGCUGUCUCAAGGCCAUCGUCCUCUUCACCACCGACGCUUGCGGUCUUUCGGACGUGGCACACAUUGAGUCUCUCCAGGAGAAGUCGCAGUGCGCGCUGGAGGAAUACUGUCGAACCCAAUAUCCGAAUCAGCCGACGAGGUUCGGGAAGCUGCUGCUGCGACUACCAUCGCUGCGGACGGUCUCGUCGCAGGUGAUCGAGCAGCUCUUCUUCGUGCGGCUGGUGGGUAAGACGCCGAUCGAGACCCUCAUCAGGGACAUGCUGCUAAGCGGUAACAGCUUCAACUGGCCCUACAUGCCGUCUACGAUGUGACACUCUAUCUGGCGGCAGCUAGCUUCCGCAUAAUAUUACAGCUCGAGCGGUGACGUCGUGGCGCCCCUCGACGAUCCGCAAGCCCGAUUCGCGCGCGAGUAGAAAAACGAUGGAGCGAAAAAAAAAACGCGGGAUCACUCUGGUUUUCCCGUCGUCGGUCAUGAAGUCAAUAUCGGGAUAACAAAUCCGCGAGGUACCGAACGUCGUUCUCUCACAUCAACGCCGUUAUUAAUCCAAUUAGCUUAUUUGUGACGUUCUGAUUUUGAUGUGAUGCGUCGACCGCAGAAGUCUCGUUGUUCCUCGUCAUCGGUGUCUAUUACACUCGCGUUUCGUUAAAUUGGUACUCGUGAGAAAUCGGGAUAUUGAGUCAAGCCUAAGGGCUUUUGUACACGAAACGAGCAAUGAAAAAAGGAGAAUCACAAGGAGAAAAGAGAGAAAGAGAGAGAGAGAGAGAGAGAGAGAGAGAGAGAGAGAGAGAGUCAAGGGAGAAUUAAGCGCAGUCAUUAAUGAAGUUGGACGGAGGGUGGUAGAAUAACGCGCACGAAGCGAGAGAGAAGGGUGGACGGGCGGUGAGAGGACGUCGUCUUGUUCGUCGAAGGCAAGGAAAUCUCGGAGACGAAAGGCGAGAAGGAAAGAAUAAAGAGAAAAGGCGUAAUAAAGACGUUGCUCAUUCAGAGAAUCACGGAGGCGCCCGACGGAGUAGCCCGACAACGUCCAGGAACACUGGGCGUUAAAACUUGGUGCUCGCUAAAGUGGUCGAGGGAGAGAUUUUAUACGUGUAAGGAGCUUGUUAGUUGUUGCGUGCGUGUAUGCGUGAGUGAAAGGGUGAAAGAAGGCGAGCGAGAGAGAGAGAGAAGAUGAAGCGAGAAGAUGGGGGAAGGGGGAGAGAGCGGAAAAUAGAUAGAUAGAUAAGUGUUUUGUUAUAUGGUAAGGAAUGAAAUCGAAGGAAGGGGAGGGAGGAAGGAGAGAGACGAGCGUGGCGUGAAGAAGUCAUAAAUUAGCAUUUAUAAUCAACGAUGAAGGAGAGAGCUGGUGGAUCUCCCAUCGCUAUCUCGAAUCAAUCUUCGCGUCGAGUACUCGCUAUUAGUCGAGUCAUGCCAUAGGCCUUAGUCAUUCGUCUUGACACCUCUUCUACGAGGCUGCGCGCUCUCAAAGUCCGUGUAGCCCGUAAAACAUUCUUUCGGAAAUAUCCCCUUUGGUCUGAAGACGACGCUAACUCUUGCACUGCACGUGCAUCGCAGAUCUAAAUCCCACGGCGCGUCGCUUUCGUCGAACUCUUUUGUGACUUUCGAGAAUUAUAGCCGACAAGACGCGGUUUUAUCUCAGUUGUUCUCGCGCAGCCCUAAUCCUUAAAUUAUUAUAUAAUCUUCUUAGAAUUCCGGAUAUUUUGCCUCCUACAAUAACGAAUUUAUAAAAAAAUCAUAUAUGUAAAUUUUUUUUUCGGUUUAGUACAAAACACAUAAUGCACUUAAAGUGACAAUUCUUAUUUUCCUUAAGAAAAAUAUCGUUCCAGGAAUUGCUGAAAAUCUUUGUAGAAUUUUAAUAUUUUACAUAAAUAAAUCUCUCAAAAUGUGAUAAUCUAAAAGAGAGAGCUAUCUAUCCGUAUGUAUAUGUAAUUAAAAAGAAAUUUUAUUAUUGGCCAUAUUUGGCAAAAAAUUAUUUUUUUAAUUAGCCUACUAUAAUUUUAAUAUGCAAAAAUAAUUUUGUAUUAUUAAAAAUUAUCCUCUUUUUUCCCCUGCGAUAUUUUCCUUUUUAUAUCCUCAUAAUUGAAUAUACGUUUAUGACACAAUCCGAUCAUUCUUAAUAAUUAUGUAAUAAGGCGUUUAUUUUACGUUGAGAGUUCCUUGAACGACUCGUUAAAUUCACAUCUUACUCUUAAUGUAAUUUUUGCACGGCAAAGGCCACGGUACACGGUACGUUAUCGAAGUUUAUCUCUCUCUAUUUAAAGAUAAAAAUAUUGUACAAAUUCUCUCUCUUAUGUAUAGUACUUAGAUAGGAGCAAAGAGAAUCGGGCUUCAUCGGCAUACCCGGCAUUUUAACGAAUCGACUUUAUUAAUAUAAAAGAAAAAAGAUUGUUUGUUGUAAGUAUAUAUAUAGGAUGUAAAGAACAAAGCGUUGCGUUUUAAGGCGUGAAAUCACAAAGGAAACUUAUGAAAAAUCCGUGCGUCAUAAAUUAGUCUUCUUUACGUUCGCGCGCGAUGGUAUUUGUAGCAGCGGCGAGUAGCGUUUAACGCGAACGAUAAUGUUUAAUUGUAUAUCGUAUUAGACUUACGGCGAUGAUUUCGAUGUCUCGUUUGUAUCGCGACGGCGAUCAUCUUCGAGGUGAAAAUUUCGAGGGAGAGAAGCAGCGAGCGACAGCGAAACCCCACACGCGACGCUCAAUUUGAAUGACAAUACCGCGCGAUAUCACACACACACACACACACAUAAAAACAGCCAAUAUUAUAUAGCUUGUAAAUACGAUAUUUUUAUCUUGGAUUACUUAAGAGCGUGUACGUGACGAGAUAACUCGAGAGUCGUCUCUGUAUGCCAGUGCCAUUGCGCGUCGCAUCAUCGCAUCGCGAUUAAUCCCGAUCGAUACUCGGGGCUCGGUGGUCUCGAAACGAAAAUUCCCACCAAGAGUCCAGAGCAAACACGCUGCGGAGAGGAAGUGAGUCGAGGCUAUUUUGUUGCAUUGAGAUGUUUAAACGAUCCGAGCGAACUCGCGAAUUCUCUUCCGAUUUACGAGCAAACUGCGCUAAAAUUCUAUUGUUACUACUUGCAGAAUCACAGAGUUAUUAAAUCGUGAUUGUUAAUAGCUAGAAACCUCAACGAGAUAAUGCCGGUAAUUUGUUGAAUUGUAUAAAUGAGCGACAGUUUGACUCGUUACGUCCCCUCCGGUUUAAUAAAAUAUGUUUUAUUAGAUACAAAUUUUUCGUUAAAAGUGUACAAUAAAAAUGGUAAAGAUAUAGAAUUAACAUUUGCGAAUAGUGGUUUAUUUAAGUUACUUAGCAUGUAAAAUGCUGUUAAAAUUUCGGACCGAGAGAAUCCUGAAAAUACAAAUUACUUAUUAUUAAUUUUAUUUUAUAUUAAUAAAUAUAUUUAUUUUAUUAAAUUAUAUAAAUUGUAUAUUAUUAUUUGUUGUUUUCGUAAUUAAAUUAAUAUAAUUUUUGUAAAGGGCAGAAUUUUUGUUUCAAAGUACCUUUGAUAAAUCCACUUAUUUACACGCAAGUUUUACUUUUCGAGGCAAAAAAAAAUUUAAUGUAAUAUGAUUAAAUAAUAUUUUCUUUUUAAUUUUUCCAAAGAUGUUUUCAUUAAACUUAUUAUUAUUCUACAUAGUAAGAGAAUAAGUAGACGAUUUUCCGACUUAACUCGAAAAAUAUUUGAGUUUGGGAUGGAACGGGUUAAAGCCGUGACAUCACGCUACGAGAUAUAUCGAGAUAUAUUUUUUAUUAAAAUAUGAAGAAUAUACGAUAUUGUUCGUGUAUGCGUGUGUCGCUUAGAGUCUCCGAUAGAUAAAGAUAAAAGUAACUGUGAGUUGAAUAUGCGUGAAAUGAGGACGACGCGGCGAGAUGUGCGUGUGUAUUUCAAUACGUGUACGUAUGUGUAUUUUAUGCGUAUGGGUAAAUAAACGAGUGAAAGAAAAUAAGCGUGUGAUGGAGAGAAAGAGAGAGAGCGAGGUUGCAAAAUAAUGUGAUAUAUGUACGUCAAAAUUUUAAAAAAAUCCGAUUUUUCGAGACGGUGCUUUUUCUAUCUUAUAAAUAUAUUGUACAAUAUAUUGUAUACACAACUCGGCGCGUUGUAUAGGGUUGUUUAAUGAUACUAAGAGAAAAUAUUUGAAUAUACUAUACGUUAUAUAGUAAAUGUGGCAAUGUUGAGCUAGUUACUUAGUGGAACACUUUUUUUUUAAGGGUAUAUGGGAUAUUUCUAAUAUUUUUAAGCAGCGGUCAUUCCUUACAGGAAAUUCUGCGAUUGGGUUUCCUCGAGCGGGAUCCAAUUAACGAAACUGAUUCGUUCGCGGGGAUAUGUGUGAGUACCGUAUUUCAAAAUUAGUGUACACUUUUGAGAAAAUAGAUAUCACAUUAUCUUCAUCUUAUACAAUAUUUAUUUUUUCCUUUUUUUUUUUUUUUUGAGUUUUAUGAUCAGACUUCACGGACUUUGAUAUAUAAUUAAAUGUAAAAUAUUAUGUUUUUUCGUUAAAAUUUAGAAAGAAUUCAAAAUUCAAAUUUUUUUAAAAAGUCAUGUUAUUUUAGACAUAUAAGAGCGACAUAUAUAUGUAUAAAAAAAUAUCGAUUCGGAGGAAAGAAGAGAGAAGACGAUCACUAUAAUACAUCGAGUACUUAAAUACUUAGUGUCGAGUGUGUGAUAUCACACUUGUAUUAUCGUAUACUCCACUUAUCUUCGUCCACUUAACACUUUUCGAUACUGAUCGUUAAUAUAUCGAAGUAACCUUUUUUGAUUACAUAAAUUAAUUAAUGGACGGAAUAGUGUUAUAAAUAAUCUCCUAAUUAAAAAAGAAUUCAACAUUUUUUUGCCAACUUUUUAAAAUAAUUAUUAGGCAAGAUUAAUAAUAAUUAAUAUUAAUAUCACAAAGAAAAAUAACAUUCAAUAUUAAAAUUAUAAAGAUAAUUUAUGAAUUAUUUGAUCUACAGUUUAACUAUUUUUUAUCGUAAUAGUGAUUAUAUUUGUAUUUCCGUAGAGAGAGAAGAGCAUACAAUUUUAUAUUAUUCUAAAUUAAUUGCUCAAUAAGUAAUACAUUACACAUCGAACUUUAUAUUUUUAUUGAUUUAAAUCGCUAUUGCGUCAAAAAUUAAAAAAUCCAAGUGUGACAUAUCUUUAUCGAUAUGCAUGAACACUUUGACAUCGCGACAUGGAUCCCUCUCGAGGUGCUCGCCGAUGAAGAUACGAUUGCUCACGAAACUCAAAAAUGUAUUAUAUCGACAAACGAGUGUAUGUACGUCAGGGCGCGAAUGACGUUCUUAUACAUAGUUAUGUAUAAAGUCGUGAACAUUUUUGUAUAAAAAAACGUGUAAAUAAUUAAUAUAUAUAUAAAUAUAAAUAAAAAAUACAAAUAUGAAUGCAUAUAUAAAUAUAUAAAUAUGAAAAUAUAUGAAUAUAAAUAUAUAUAUAUAUAUAUAUAUAUAUAUAUAUAUAUAUAUAUAUAAAAUGAAUUGCAAACAAAUAUAUAUAUGUAUAUAUUUCUUUGCAAUUCAUACACACACACACACACAUACAUAUUGUAUUGUCGCGUAGGAUAUCGCUACGACAAGUAAUAAAAGCAUUAUUGAUGAUGUAACCAGUGUCGAGACGCAUAACGGCGGUAUGUACGAGUUGUAGAUGUAACGCGACUGGUCUUUUUUGCAGAUGUUAUAAUAAGAAAAAAUAUCACGUUACACAACAAAAUAUAA